Molecule: messenger RNA, 1086 nt
Organism: Schistosoma intercalatum
Lineage: Eukaryota; Metazoa; Platyhelminthes; Trematoda; Strigeidida; Schistosomatidae
Source: the annotation of a GenBank genome assembly
AUGGAAAAUAAAAACGCUAUUAGUUCAUGGUCCAAAGAAAAAUUAGAAGAUCAAUAUUUACGAUUGUAUGAUGAUUAUUUAACAUUAAAAAAACAUGCAUGUAAACAAGAGGAUCGUAUCAAAAAAAUGGCAACUAAAAUUCUACGUUUAGCCAAUGAUAAGAAAGAUUCUGAUCCUGGAACUGUAUGGAAAGAAGAUUUUCAAGAACAAAUUGAAGUGUUAGAAAGAAAAAAUGCCACGUUGACACGAAAAUUAGCAUUAGUACAAAAUCAGUUAAACGUUCAAAAGCAAAGAAUUGGUAGCGCACCUCUUUCAGCUAGAAAAGCAAGUUCUGCAACUAUUCAAACAACAGGUCGUAAUUCGUUAGUUGGUGAAAAAUCUAUGAAUAAUUCUAAUGUUAUACAAACAUUACGUUUUCAAAAUUCUGCAUUUGAAAAAACUAUACAAAAAUUAUCUGAACAAUUAAAAGAACGUGAUGAAUUAAUUAAUCAAUUAAAACAAGAAUUACAAAUGAAAGAGAAAAUUCAUACAAACGAUUUAUUUACACUUGGUGAACAAGUCACAUCAAAACAAAGAAUUGCUUUACAAGAAAAUCUUGAUUUAAUUCGUACACAAAGAGAAUUACGUGAAAAACAAUUAAUCAUUAAUAAUUUAGAAUCACGUAUUAAAGAAUCAGAAUCCAAUUAUAAUAUAUUAAAAUCAACAAAUCAUCAAUUAAUUAAUGAAAUUGAACGUUUAACACGUGAAUCAAGUCAAUUAGAACAAAAAUUAUUUCAUUUACAAUCUGAUAAUAAUUUAGCAUCAAAACAACAAUUGAAAAUUUUAGAACUUCAGUAUGCAUUUGAUGAUGCAAAACGUGAAAAUCAAGCACUUAAAGAAUCAAAUGAAAAACUUAUAGCAAAUGCAUUUUCUAUUAAACCUGAACAAAAUUGGACAAUGAAAGAACAGAAAUUACGUGGACAAAUUGAUCAUUUAGAAAUGAUGGUACAUAAUUUACAACAACAAUUAAAUCAAACUGAACAACAACAACAACAACACCACCACCGCCCUCAACAACAACAACAACACAAGGAAACAAUCCAUUGA